Messenger RNA from Capsaspora owczarzaki ATCC 30864, 1197 nucleotides. Its product is annotated as enoyl-CoA hydratase. Bases 1 to 1044 code for a protein of 347 amino acids. The record is from RefSeq and is a predicted model, not a curated record. The transcript has 2 exons. Gene Ontology annotation, biological process: fatty acid beta-oxidation. Gene Ontology annotation, cellular component: mitochondrion. Lineage: Eukaryota; Filasterea; Ministeriida; Capsasporidae. Gene Ontology annotation, molecular function: enoyl-CoA hydratase activity.
AUGUUUGCACUGAACGCUCUGCGCACUGCCAUCCGCGUCCAGUCAGCCUUAUCGCCUUCUGCCGCAGCCAUCCGCGCACUCUCGACUGCCACUGCUGCCUCUGCUGGCUCGUCGGCUGCCGUCCCAGGUCUGAAAGCCCCUCUCAGUUCGAGUGAUCCCGAUCACUUCACUCUCUCACUCACUCUCUCACUCAACUUUGAUCUCCUCCACACAUCACACAUCACACACCUCACCUACUCCUUGCACCAUUGCACAGACGUCUCCAAGCUGAGCUUCAACACGCUGCUCGUGUCCAAGCCGACCGCCAAUGUCGGCCUGGUCACGCUCAACCGCCCAAAGGCACUCAACGCUCUCUGCGACGAUCUCAUGAGCGAGCUCAACACGGCCCUGGAGCACUUCCACGCCGAUCCCACAGUGGGCGCCAUCGUCAUCACUGGCAGCGAGCGCGCAUUCGCAGCCGGCGCUGACAUCAAGGAAAUGCAGCCGCUGACCUACUCCAAGUGCGUCAACACCAACUUCCUCGCUCACUGGACGCGCGUCGCAGAGUCGCGCAAGCCCAUUCUCGCGGCCGUCAACGGCUUUGCGCUCGGCGGUGGCUGCGAGCUCGCCAUGAUGUGCGACAUCAUCUAUGCCGGCGAGAAGGCACAGUUUGGCCAGCCCGAGAUUCUGCUCGGCACCAUUCCCGGCGCAGGCGGCACGCAACGCCUCACCCAGGCCGUGGGCAAGAGCAAGGCGAUGGAGAUUGUCCUCACUGGCGACAAGUACUCUGCCCAGGAGAUGGAGCGCGCUGGCCUGGUUGCCCGCGUCUACCCCGUCGAAACGCUGGUCGAGGAGGUUGUCAAGAAGGCCAGCAAGAUUGCCUCGCUCUCCAAGCCCGUUGUCCAGCUCUGCAAGGAGGCUGUCAACGCCUCGUACGAAAUGACCCUCAAGGAGGGCACUCACUUUGAGCGUCGUCUCUUCCACUCGACUUUCGGCCUGAAGGACCGUGCCGAGGGCAUGACUGCGUUUGUCGAGAAGCGUGGCGCCAAGUUUACUGACGAGUGAUGGCACCCAGAGUGGAGUCGCGCUGUUGUUUUUGGCCGGGAGCAGCAGUCGGAUGAUUUUGACAUUCUGCUGCUUUCCGGCGGAGUGUCUCUCUUUUCCGCAACAUCCCUUUUUGCACUUUCAUUUCUUGAUUAGAAAAGCCUUGUACUCUUA